This is a messenger RNA of Arthroderma uncinatum, 2097 nucleotides long. Its product is annotated as origin recognition complex subunit 4. Gene Ontology annotation, molecular function: DNA replication origin binding; ATP hydrolysis activity. NCBI's taxonomy places the organism in Eukaryota, Fungi, Ascomycota, Eurotiomycetes, Onygenales, Arthrodermataceae. Gene Ontology annotation, cellular component: nuclear origin of replication recognition complex; nucleus. The record is from RefSeq and is a predicted model, not a curated record. The coding region runs from base 1 to 2097 and encodes 698 amino acids. The transcript is spliced from 2 exons. Gene Ontology annotation, biological process: DNA replication initiation; DNA replication.
AUGGACGCCGAUUCUCGCCCCUCAAAACGAAGACGAGUAUCCAACCAGAAAACCGACCCCGAGCCCAACUCCAAUCCUAACGCUAUCCCAGAGCCUGACGCCGGCAAAAGCCCAACAGUCCGAACUCGAAAACCGCGCAAGGGUACAAAGCAUGCCGCUGAACCGGUAGAGAAAGGAGACGCGAACGCGGAGCCGGCGCAGGAGAAACAGGAUGUCUCGCCAGUACGAUCAACCAGACGAAGCGCAAGGAUAGCAGUCACUGGCAAUUCAGUCCUGAGCACAUCUGCCGGUCCACCUAGGCCAAAAGUCGUGGAAGACGAGAGUACCCAAGCAACACCGCGAGCAACCAAGAGGGCAAGAAAGACGAAGACGGCUAAAGACCCUCCACCGUCAGCUAAGAAGCUACCGCGGAAACCAGGACAGAAGGAAUCUACAGCUGCGCAAAAGCUGAAAGAAGAGACGGACGCCCAAUCAAGCUUGAGCGCGGAUAGGCAAGAUGGCCAUGAUGUGAAUGGUGUAUGGGACGUGCCGAGCGAUCGUGAACAGGACGAGCUGGCGAUUACUGCUCAGUUAGCUGCAAACGAUGCAGCUAUACAAUUACAGCAGGAGCUUCGUGGAGAGCUGACCGAUGUCGAAAGUAUCAAGCCAACAGCAUACGCUGAGAAGUUCAUAUCACUAUGUGAGCAGAACGGGCUCGAAUCAUUACUCGAACCCCUGGGGAAAUUCAUUCUGGAGAAACUCAACGGGAAACGCCUUAUACCACUCAAGGGCCUUGAGAAUGAAUACCAGACCGUAUUCCAACUCCUCGAACAGACCGUCGUGGCAGGCGAAGGAAACUCCCUCCUCCUCCUCGGGGCAAGAGGAAGCGGCAAAACGGCCCUCGUCAACACAGCGAUCGCCUCCCUAUCAAAGUCGAAUCGAGACGAUUUCCACGUCGUCCGACUAAACGGCUUCUUACAUACGGAUGAUAAAAUUGCUCUGCGAGAAAUAUGGCAGCAGCUAGGCCGCGAGAUAGGACCACAGGAAGAUUUAGAGAAACCGUCCAGCUACGCAGAUACUAUGGCCUCGUUGCUGGCGCUUUUAUCUCAUCCGGAAGAAAUCACGGGUCCAUCGCUGGAUCCAAAUGAAAUAACCACUACGAAAUCUGUGAUUAUUAUCUUGGAUGAGUUUGAUUUAUUCUCGUACCAUCCUCGGCAGACGUUGUUGUAUAAUCUGUUUGAUAUUGCGCAGGCGAAGAAGGCGCCUGUUGCGGUGCUGGGGUUGACUACCAAGGUAGACGUUACUGAGAACCUAGAGAAGCGAGUGAAGAGCCGGUUCAGCCACCGGUAUACGUUUCUACCUCGUCCUAGGAGCCUUGAUGAUUUUAUAGAUAUUUGCAUGGCGGGUCUAAAGGUUGAGAAGGACGAGAUGUCGAGUUCCUCGUUUCUGCUGGCUGCCAAAGGGGAAGUCCUGCUUCAGGGAUGGAACAGUUAUAUUCAGGACCUCUUCAACGAUGCAGAGUUUAAAUCUCAUCUCCAGCAAAUAUAUUAUACGACAAAAUGCCCCAAAGAGUUCUUCUCUAGCGCAUUAGUCCCCAUAACCACAUUAGCUCUUAGCCAUGCAUCCGGUUAUCCGGAGGUCCCCAGCGUUAAAUCAUUCAAGUCGAGCACGCUCGCUUGUUCAGAUCCUGCACCGCUUCCAUUCACCCAGCUAUCCGGCUCGACAAGCAAUGUAUCACUACCCUUGUCCCUGCUCCUUACUGCUACCCGGUUGACUGCCCUCCAUGAGCCAACUUCCAACUCAGGCAGUGCACCGGCAAUAGCAUCGCUGACGCUAUCCUUCCCGGCCGUAUAUACAGAGUACGUCCGUCUACUGACGUCUGCCAAGGCAUCAGCCUCAGCUUCAGGCGCAGCCGCUACUCCAGGACGUGUAUGGGGUAAAGAAUCGGCGAAGGAAGCUUGGGAGAAGCUUGUGGAAUGGGGCCUUGUGAUGCCGGCCAGCGGCUAUGGUAUGGGAGAUGGGAAGAUGUUCCGGGUAGAGGUGUCCUUUGAAGAGGCCGUUUCCGCUCUAGGUACCAGCGGAGCGGGUGCGCUGGGGAGAUGGUGGAGAGACGGAUAG